AUGGAGGCUGCGGUGGGGGAAGCGAGGGGUCUCGGCUUCCCCUCCCAUCGCCGCACCACUCGUCCGCUAGCUCCCCACGCAGGCGGAUUCGGAUGGAGGCGGCCGUCGCCGGGCACGACGACUCCACCCAGCUCCUCCGCACCCUUCUCCCCCUUCGCCAAGAAGCUGGACUGCGCCGGCAGCGCCGGCUCCCCCACCCCCAAGAAGGCACCCCGCAAGGUCCCCAAGACGCCCCACAAGGUGCUGGACGCGCCGUCCCUGCAGGACGACUUCUACCUGAACCUCGUCGACUGGUCCUCGCAGAACAUGCUCGCCGUCGGCCUCGGCACCUGCGUCUACCUCUAG
Messenger RNA from Triticum turgidum subsp. durum (durum wheat), 345 nucleotides. NCBI's taxonomy places the organism in Eukaryota, Viridiplantae, Streptophyta, Magnoliopsida, Poales, Poaceae. The record is from the annotation of a GenBank genome assembly.